AUGACUUCCACUCCAUUCAGCGUUGGUCUUUCCGACGAAACCCGCCUCUCCAGCAGGGUGCUUCGCCCGCCGGGCGGCGGCCACACCGACAUAUUCGGCUCGGAGCCGGAGCCCCAGCGCCUCGGACGGCGCCCGGGGCCCAAUACUGCCGUUGCGCCGCCCCCGAAGGCGGAGGAGCCCGCUAAGCCCAGUAACGGCGCGAGCGAGGCCAGCCUGAACGGCAGCUGCCAGCCGUCGCCGCAGGAGGCGCCCCAGCCGGGAGCUCCCGCCUCCAGCCCGGCCGAGGCGCCCCAGCCGCCCCAGCCGCCCCAGCCGGAGCCGGCCAGGGCCGAGGCGCCCCAGCCGGGGCCGGCCAAGGCCGAGCUGCCCAAGCCGGAGCCAGCCAGGGCGGAGCCGCCGAAGCGCGUGCGCGUCCCGCCGGGCGGCUUCUCCUCGGGGCUCUGGAACGAUUCAGCUCAAGCCGCUCCAACGGGUCAGAGUCAUAACCGCCGUGCAAUGGAGGGUGGGAGACAGUCGCGCCUGCUCAGCCGUUUACUGGGCAAGCUGCGUGGUGACCACCAUAGGAUCAAUCAAAACUACUCUUUAACCUCCACAGCUCAUACUUUACCUGCAAGUGAAAAAAAGCUAGUUGCAGUACUGACAGCAAUGGAUUCACCAGCGCCAAAUGAUGAGGAAGAACUGAAUUUACCCACCAUGACCCCAGUCGCAACUGCCUCCACCUCGCCCAUAGUCGAUGAUCAAUUUCCCGCCAAUAUCGACUUAAGGUACGGCGGUCAAUAUUUGACCCCGGAUCAACUGCCGGAAUUCUGCAACCAGCUCCAUCACCUUGUGGAAGUGAUCCGUAAUAUACAAUCGUAUGCCAAGGUGACGGGGGAAUAUCCAAGCGAACUAGAGAGGCGGUUGGAGCGGGAAGCGCGCGAGGUGGCGGCUCUGGCUGGAGAGGCGCGCGCGGCCAGGGACGUCCUCACAAGGACUCGAAUCCAACGCCGCGCGCUGCAGACCAUGCGGACACAGCUCACCGCGCAGCUGGCCACGCUCAGGCACACGGAAAUUCGCGAACUGGAGAAUGUGGUGCGUGUGUCAGAUCGCAAGCUGUACAAGAGCUGGGAGGCGGUCAAGGACUCCGUGGAUCCGGUUGCUUACCAGCCCUUGCUGGACGAAAUCAAAAGCAAGCAGACGGCAUUGGAGUGCCUGCUGCGGCUGGUCAACCAUCGACGGUGCAGCCUGCCACGGGCCACCCUCGCCCCUCAGCCGCUGCCACCGCCGCUGCCACGCGAAGACCACGAGUCAAAUACUGCAAUGAGCUCGGUGAGAAAGAGAUACGACGUCGGCCGCCGCGUGACGCACAAGCGGAGGAAGAGAGACGCAAAUAGGGAGCCCCGCUCCGUCCCGCUCUCCGGGGAAUCCAGCCACCAUGGGACCACCGUUCAGGUGACCGUCGGACAACCCACCGCGGAGGUGACCACCCGAGCCAGUGUCCGCGACAUAAUGUUCUUCACUGCAAAC
Messenger RNA from Iphiclides podalirius (scarce swallowtail), 1506 nucleotides. The record is from the annotation of a GenBank genome assembly. Lineage: Eukaryota; Metazoa; Arthropoda; Insecta; Lepidoptera; Papilionidae.